UGGGGGCGGAGAUACAGGGGUGCAAGAGCAUGCGGGAGGAAGUGUGGGGAUACCGCGAUGCGAGAAGUGGAGGGUUCUGGGAACAACCGGUGGCGGCUUCUGGUGCCCGCGGUGGGGAAGAUGGUGGAUAUGGAGACCCUGGCUCCAGUUCAAAGACCGUCCGCCUGACGCCAUCGGUCGCGCAUCCGCCCUCUUGGCCUCCGGUUGCGGCCUACCGUGGGCUCAGAGGCUCGGACACUCUCCGGAUUUUGCACACUUGAUGUCACCGAUUUCUCGCAGGGUCGCUCAUUCCCGAGACGUAAAGGCUACGGCGUAUUCUUCCUGAAAGGAGCCAUGGAUGCUGUAGAACUUGCCAGAAAAUUACAGGAGGAGGCCACGUGCUCCAUCUGUCUCGACUACUUCACAGACCCUGUGAUGACCACCUGUGGUCACAACUUCUGCCGAGAGUGCAUCCAGCUGACCUGGGAAAAGGCCAAAGGCCAGAAAAGGAGAAGAAAGGGGAAGGGCUCCUUUCCCUGCCCCGAGUGCCGCGAGCUAUCCCCCCAGAGGAAUCUGCGGCCCAACCGUCUGCUGACCAAGGUGGCCGAGAUGGCACGGCAGCACCCCAGCCUACGGAGCAGGGACCUGUGCCAGGUGCACCAGGAGAUGCUCAAACUCUUCUGUGAGGACGACCAGAGCCCCAUCUGUGUCAUCUGCAGGGAGUCCCAGGAACACCGGCCCCAUAGUGUGGUACCUAUUGAGGAGGCUGUGCAGGAGUACAAGUUGAAGUUGGAGGAGGACAUGGGGUACCUGCGAGAGGAAAUGAUGAAGACCGGGAAGUUGCAGGCCAAGGAGGAAGAGACCUUGGCUGAGUGGCAGGAGAAGGUGAAGGAGCGGAGGGAGCGCAUCGGGGCUGAGUUUGAGAAGAUUGGCCUCUUCUUGUUGGAGGAGAAGCAGCGCCUCCUCCAGGCCCUGAAGGAGGAGGAGGAGGAGACAGUGGAAAAGCUGCAGAAGAGCGUGGCCUCACUGCAGCAGCAGAGUCGCUCCUUGGAGAUGCUGCUACUGCAGUUGGAGGACAGGAAUGAGCACCCACCACUGCAGAUGCUGCAGGAUAAGAAGGACCUCCUCAGCAGGAAGAACAGCCUGAGCGUGCAGUACCCAGAGGCCACCCCCACCAUUCUGAAGACCGUCUGCAGGGUCCCAGGGCAGAUAGAGGUGCUCAAGAGUUUCCAAGAGGACGUGGUACCCGACCCCUCCACGGCAUACCCUUAUCUCCUCUUGUAUGAGAGCCGCCAGAGGCGCUACCUGAGCACCCCGAUGGAUGGCACACCCUGUGGCAAGGACAGGUUCCUAGCCUACCCCUGUGCGGUGGGCCAAGAGACCUUCUCCUCGGGGAGGCACUACUGGGAGGUGGGCAUGAACCUCACCGGUGAUGCACUGUGGGCCCUGGGCGUGUGCAGGGACAACGUGAGCCGGAGGGGCAGGGUCCUCAAGUCCCCAGAAAAUGGGUUCUGGGUGGUGCAGCUAUGCAAGGGAAAGAGGUAUGCACCUGCCACGUCGGCCCUAAUCCCCGUCACGGUGACCGAGCCCCCCAGCCACGUGGGCAUCUUCCUGGAUUUCGAGGCUGGAGAGGUGUCCUUCUACAAUGUGAACAAUGGGUCCCACCUGCAUACCUACUCCCAGCCCACCUUCCCAGGCCCCCUGCAGCCCUUCUUCUGCCUUGGGGCCCCCAAAUCAGGCCAGAUGGUCAUUUCUACAGUGACCCUAUGGGUGAAGGGAUAGAGGCACGAGCAGGGGGAGCCUGGGCAGCCCUGAUUUCUCCAGAAGGUGAGGUGGUCCAGCUCAGCAAGCCCACCUGCCCGGCUUAUUUCCCUGUGACAGUCAUCAGCCGUGCAGGUGGUCUCACAAAGCAGAAACGUAUCAUGAUUAAAGCAGUUAAACAUUAAAAGGCUAUAUUUACAGAUGCUUCAUAGAGAAACCUUUCAUAGUGGGUCAGUUUCUAAAUCCAUACAUUUGCAUGUACCAGGCACAGUGUGGUGCAGUCUUCUUUAGCCACAUCCCCUACUCU
This is a messenger RNA of Hippopotamus amphibius kiboko, 2047 nucleotides long. RefSeq names its product tripartite motif containing 17 (gene TRIM17). Lineage: Eukaryota; Metazoa; Chordata; Mammalia; Artiodactyla; Hippopotamidae. The coding region runs from base 334 to 1761 and encodes 475 amino acids. Gene Ontology annotation, molecular function: protein binding; zinc ion binding. The record is from RefSeq and is a predicted model, not a curated record. The transcript is spliced from 7 exons.